Molecule: messenger RNA, 1820 nt
Organism: Vitis riparia (riverbank grape)
Lineage: Eukaryota; Viridiplantae; Streptophyta; Magnoliopsida; Vitales; Vitaceae
Product: serine/threonine-protein kinase SRK2A
Exons: 9
Coding region: 422-1498 (358 amino acids)
Biological process (GO): intracellular signal transduction; protein phosphorylation
Molecular function (GO): protein serine/threonine kinase activity; ATP binding
Source: RefSeq, a predicted model, not a curated record
UUUCUAUAAAGUUUGUAGUGAGACAUAUUCCUUGUCUCCUCACAAGCCCAUUUCUGAUACUUUGCCCUAAGGCUUCUGCAUCUUCUCACUACAAAACCCUACUCAUUUUCUUCAAAAAUCACACCCUUCCACUCCCAAUCGUAUUUCUUUCUCCGCUUUUUCUCUCUCUAGAAACUGUAAAGUUUUCACCUUUCAAUAUCCAGAACAUGAAGCCCUAAUUUUCCAAGCAUCCAUUGCCACCUUUUCUUGAAAAUCCAAUCUUUGUGUGUGUGUGUGUGUGUUUUUUUUUUUAUAUACCUAGAUUUAAGGUUUGGGGAGUGGGGAGAUUUCACGCCCUGUUGCUUGGGCCUCAAGGCAUGAAUUGAAGUUGAAUAGUUGAAGAUUUGCAGGUGUUCAGAGAUUAAGAAAAAGAGGAAAAAAAAUGGAGAAGUAUGAGCUUGUGAAGGAUAUAGGAUCUGGGAAUUUUGGUGUGGCUAGGCUUAUGAGGAACAAGGAAACCAAAGAGCUUGUUGCCAUGAAGUACAUUGAAAGAGGUCAAAAGAUUGAUGAGAAUGUGGCCAGGGAGAUCAUAAAUCACCGUUCCCUUCGGCAUCCAAACAUAAUUCGAUUCAAGGAGGUGGUUUUGACUCCCACACAUCUUGCUAUUGUCAUGGAGUACGCUGCAGGAGGGGAGCUCUUUGAGCGAAUCUGCAAUGCUGGGAGGUUUAGCGAAGAUGAGGCUAGGUAUUUUUUUCAGCAGCUUAUCUCCGGGGUCAGCUAUUGCCAUUCCAUGCAAAUAUGCCAUAGGGAUUUGAAGCUGGAAAAUACCUUGUUGGAUGGAAGCCCUGCGCCACGCCUGAAAAUCUGUGACUUUGGCUACUCUAAGUCAUCUUUGCUGCAUUCAAGACCCAAAUCAACAGUUGGAACUCCAGCUUAUAUUGCACCAGAGGUUCUUUCUCGAAGAGAAUAUGAUGGCAAGUUGGCAGAUGUGUGGUCCUGUGGAGUAACUCUUUAUGUUAUGCUGGUGGGAGCGUACCCUUUUGAGGACCAAGAAGACCCGAAGAAUUUUAGGAAAACCAUCAGUCGUAUAAUGGCUGUUCAAUACAAGAUUCCCGAUUAUGUUCACAUAUCUCAAGAUUGUAGGCAUCUCCUUGCUCGCAUAUUUGUGGCAAAUCCAUCCAGGAGGGUCACUAUCAAAGACAUCAAGAAUCACCCAUGGUUUCUAAAGAACUUGCCCCGGGAACUCACAGAAGCAGCUCAAGCUCUCUAUUACAGGAGAGAAAACCCUACCUUUUCCCUUCAAAGUAUAGAGGACAUCAUGAAAAUUGUGGAUGAGGCCAAAACCCCUCCUCCAGUUUCCCGGUCAAUUGGAGGCUUUGGCUGGGGAGGCAAAGAAGAAGAAGAAGAAGAAAAGGAAGAAGAAAAGGAAGAAGAGGUGGAGACCGAGGAAGAAGAAGAGGACGAGUAUGAGAAGCAAGUCAAAGAAGCCCAUGCAAGUGGAGAAGUUCAUGUCAGUUAAGGAUUGACUUACCCCUUUCAGUAAGUAGAGACAUGAGCUUAAAUUUUGAAAUUUCAACAACUUUUGGGAGUGCUUUCAUGUUUGUUUAAAGUGUCACUUUAUAACUUAGGACAUGGGGUGAAUAAAAUGUUUGUAAAUUAUUGUUUAAUUGGCAAGAGGUCUGUGAAUUUCAAUUGUAUGUGAACAUUAGAGUGUUUUGCUACCGUGAUCUUUGAAGUUUUAGGAUUUGAAAAUGGCUGUUGGGAGUGAAUUGGUCUGGUUUUCCUUCUAAGGGUAGGGAUUUAACCUUUAUUAAUAAAGGGUUUCGUGUGUUCUUUGGUCA